Messenger RNA from Synchytrium microbalum, 546 nucleotides. RefSeq lists its product as uncharacterized. Gene Ontology annotation, cellular component: Hrd1p ubiquitin ligase ERAD-L complex; endoplasmic reticulum membrane. Bases 1 to 546 code for a protein of 181 amino acids. Gene Ontology annotation, molecular function: misfolded protein binding; ubiquitin-specific protease binding. Gene Ontology annotation, biological process: endoplasmic reticulum unfolded protein response. The record is from RefSeq and is a predicted model, not a curated record. Lineage: Eukaryota; Fungi; Chytridiomycota; Chytridiomycetes; Synchytriales; Synchytriaceae. The transcript is spliced from 4 exons.
AUGUUCUUCUUAUUACGAUACAGUCGAGCACUAGAAGAAGGAUCGUUUCGUAACCGAACAGCAGAUUACGUGUGGAUGCUGCUUCUAGGCGCUAUAUCCAUCGUCAUAAUAACCCCAUUCACAACUCCACGCGCAUCAAUCCCCUUCCUCUCAUCCCCACUCACAUUCUUCCUCGUAUACGUCUGGUCUCGUCGCAACCCGGCCGUAAACAUGUCCUUUCUCGGCCUAUUCACAUUCACCGCUCCAUACCUCCCAUGGGUGCUCCUAGCAUUCACUGUGCUGCUACACAAUGUGUGGCCGUCGGGUGAUUUAAUUGGGAUGGCGGUUGGCCACGCAUAUUAUUUUCUCGAGGAUGUGUUUCCGAGGAUGGAGGGACAUUUGGAUCAUAGGCCAUUGGCUACACCGUGGAUAUUGAAGAGGGUGUUUGGAGAUUUGAUGAGAGAUCGGGCGGAUCCGACUUUGCCGGAAGCGAAUGGUGGGGUUGGUGUUGUGGGUUUGCCUGCUGUUGAUGGUGGUGCUGGGAAUGAUGAACCAGAACAACAGUAA